Messenger RNA from Penicillium crustosum, 1569 nucleotides. RefSeq lists its product as uncharacterized. Gene Ontology annotation, cellular component: membrane. The transcript is spliced from 4 exons. Lineage: Eukaryota; Fungi; Ascomycota; Eurotiomycetes; Eurotiales; Aspergillaceae. Bases 1 to 1569 code for a protein of 522 amino acids. Gene Ontology annotation, biological process: transmembrane transport; carbohydrate transport. Gene Ontology annotation, molecular function: carbohydrate:proton symporter activity. The record is from RefSeq and is a predicted model, not a curated record.
AUGACAGAUAAUACAUAUCCAGAUCAAUUAGUCGAGAAAGAGGGUGCUACCGACGCUAUGCAUCAGGAGCACAAGGAGGGCGUCAAGGUUGAGACUGUUCAAGGCUCACUGGCUCUCGACAUUGCCAGGCGGACGAACCCCCUAACCCCUGGAGCUUCAGGAUUUGAUGGCUCCCUGAUGGGUGCUCUGCUCCCCAUACACCAGUUCCGUGAAACUUUUGGUUCCGGUUUGGUCGGUUCCAAAGCCUCCUUAAUUCAGGGAAUGUACACCAUUGGAGGUGUCUCCGCGCUGCCGUUCGUCGGAGUGUUCCUAGAUACUUGGGGCCGACGGUGCGGCAUGUUUACUGGAUCCUGUGCUGUUAUCCUGGGUACAAUUAUCGGCGGUACUGCCAACCACAUGGAUCAAUUGCUCGCCAGUAGAUUCUUCCUUGGGUGGGGAUAUUCCCUGGCCUCCGCUGCCGCACCCGCCUACGUCGUCGAGAUGAGCCAUCCUGCCUACCGUGAUGUUCUGACCGGUUUAUACAAUUGCCAGUACUUCGUCGGCGCUAUUGCCGCGGCUGGUGCUUGUCGUGGAUGUCUGAGAUUUGAGAGUUCGCUCGCGUGGCGCAUCCCCAUUUGGUGUCAGUUGAUUUCAUCCAGCAUUGUGGUGUUGACUGUUUGGUUUAUACCCGAAUCACCUCGAUGGCUCUACAGCCAUGGACGCCGCGAGGAAGCCUGGGAUGUUAUCACCAAAUAUCACGGCGAGGGUGUCCGGGAUAAUGCCUAUGUUCAUCUACAGGUCCGGGAAUACGAAGAGGCGAUCAACCUGGAAGGUUCGGAUAAGAACUCUUGGGACUUUAGAGGUCUCAUUAACACAAAGGCCGCGAGAUGGCGCCUCAUGUGUGUGGCUAUCGCAUCUUUUAUGAGUCAGUGGGCCCAGGCUGGUGUCACGACCUACUACAUUGGUGGGCUUUUAGCCACAGCCGGUAUCACUGAUACAACGCGAGUGCUGGACGUCAAUCUUGGCAACACAGUUCUUUCUGCUGGAUUAGCCUAUCUGGGAAGUUAUUUGGGCCCAAAAUUCCGACGCAGACCUAUGAUGAUUGGCGCGUCUAUUGCUUGCAGUAUCUGCUUUGCUUGCUUCGCAGCCACAACCGGAGUGUACACAAAAACAGAGGAUACAGGAGCCGCCACAGCUUCUAUUGUGUUUAUCUUCUUGAUCGGCGCUUGUUUCAGCUUCGGCUGGACCCCAUUGCAAGCCAUGUACGCCGUCGAAUGUCUUUCAUACGAGACUCGUGCUAAGGGUAUGGCGAUGUACUCUGUCUUCACCAAUAUUGCCUUGCUGGUGAAUCAGUUCGGAGUCGGCAAUGCUAUCGAUGUUAUUGGCUGGCACACUUAUAUCAUCUUGGCCGGCUGGAAUAUCGUCCAGGGAGUGUUUAUCUACUUCUUCGCUGUCGAAACGAACAAUCGGACCCUCGAAGAACUCUCAGAGAUCUUUGACGCGCCCAACCCUCGGAAGAAGAGUACGGAAUCACGGCAGGUCUUGGUUUCAGAGACUGCGAACCAGGUGGUCGAAGUCAAGGGUGCAUAG